GUCAUGGGCGCUUUGCUCCGGAUGCAGUUGUCAUGGAAAUGGAGAAGUGCUCAGUGUCGGCCGGUGGCUCCCCUGUUACCAUGGAGAUCCCCAUCGCAGCAGCAGCAGCAGCAGCGGAGCAGGCAGAGCCCGUCUCCGUUCAGCACCAUGGACAGCGCCGAGCCGCAGCAGCAGCAGCAGCAGCAGCGCCGCAGCACAGACGCCAUCGCAUGCUGAUCGUGGUCGGAGAGGUUUCCACCAGCCAUCACCUCGACGCGGCCAGGAAGCAGAUCACACAAGGUUUGCGCUCGUGGAACGUGGAUCUGACCGUUUGUGGCCUGAACAAAGAGCUGCAGGCGUUCGAGACCAGACACACCGCUCAGUUCUCAGCACACGUCAAAGGCCAGCGAGUUCUCCAGUAUCAGAGUGAUGUGCUGCAGACAGUGGUGUUGGUGAACCCGUCAGAGGAGACGGCUGCUUCAGAGAUCCGCUCUCUGAUCACUGACUUUGCUGGGAAUAAGUUGUUGAUACUAAGUGGCCAGAGCUCUGAGCAGGGAGGUGACAUCCUACUGCAAGACGGAGCCUUCACCUGGCAAAACUUCUCUGACAUCAUCUCCAACCCUCAAGUGACUGAAGUCCUGUCCAGGGCCUCCUCGGAGCAGCCGUCAAGGCUUACUGUUUCCUGUCAGGGAGACGGGGGCUGGAGCUCCCUGGGCCAAAGCCAGGAGCAGCAGCCGAUCCAAAACCUUCUGGAAUACCGCUUGAACCCGGAACCCCACCUCCCCGACAUGGACGGAGUCACAGAGUUCACCGAGUAUGUCUCGGAGACCGUGGACGUGCCAUCACCCUUUGACCUUCUGGAGCCCCCGACCUCUGGAGGUUUUCUGAAGCUCUCCAAGCCAUGCUGCUACAUCUUCCCCGGAGGCAGGGGAGACUCUGCUCUGUUCGCCGUCAACGGGUUCAACGUCCUGGUGGAUGGAGGGUCGGACCGGAAGGCGUGCUUUUGGAAGCUGGUUCGCCACCUGGACAGGAUCGACUCUGUUCUGCUCACUCAUAUUGGGGCCGACAACCUCCCUGGCAUUAAUGGGUUGUUCCAGAGAAAGAUUGCUGAGCAGGAGGAGGAGCGUAACCAAGGAUCUGGCUCCAGCAGCAACGGUGACUGGGUGAAGAACCUGAUCUCACCGGAGCUUGGGAUCGUGUUUUUCAACGUCCCAGAGAAGCUCCGGAUGCCGGAGUCCACACUGAAAGUGAAGCGAAGCAUCGAAGAGGCAUCUCUUACACUGCAGUACCUCAACAAGCUUGGUAUCACACCAGAGCCGCUUCACAGGGUAGUGAGCAACACCAUCGAACCAAUCACUCUGUUCCACAAACUCGGUGUGGGAAAGUUAGACAUGUAUGUCUUAAACCCUGUAAAAGAAAGCAAAGAGAUGCAGUUUCUGAUGCAGAAGUGGGCUGGAAACAGCAAAGCCAAGACUGGGAUUACGAUGCCCAACGGAAAAGAAGGGGAAAUAUCUGUUCCCUAUUUGACAUCAGUUACCGCUCUCAUUGUUUGGAUUCCUCACCGUCCCUCAGAAAAAAUUGUCAGGGUGCUGUUCCCAGGAAAUGCCCCCCAGAAUAAAAUCUUCGAGGGUCUCGAGAAACUGAAACACCUGGAUUUCCUGCGAUACCCAGUGGCCACUCAGAAAGACAUAUCAUCCGGUGCACCACCUCCCGUCAUCAAGCAGACUAAAAUGAGAUCCAGAACUGACAGCAAAGAGAGUCUCAAAUCGUCACCCAAGCCACACUCUAAAGCAACUAAGAAAGAAGCCAGUGGGCCGGAGGAGGAGUCCAAGAAUGAGAUCAAUAAAGAAAAUAAAGCAGAAAAGAAAGAAGAGAAAAAACUCAAAAGUGAAAGUCUAAAAGCGACUAAGCAACAGAAAAACAGUGCGGUGGCGCCGGCGGCAGAGAAGAAAGAGAAAAAGAAAAUAUUCAAGGAAAAAACUGCCAAGCAAGAGAAAGCAUCCAAGAUGGAUGAAAAGAAAGACAAAGAGAAGAAAGACGUUAAAAAGGAGAAACGCGAAGUAAAGAAAGAUGAAAACAUUAAAAAAGAAGAGAAAAAAGAGGGUAAAGCCAAAGAGGAUAAAAAGAAAGACCCGAGCAAACCGGAGCUGAGAAAAAUCACCAAACCUGACCUGAAGCCUUUCACCCCAGAAGUGAGAAAGACUCUGCACAAAGCCAAGGCUCAGGCGAAGCCCAAGGCAGACAAGAAUAAAGCAGGCAAAGAGGAAGCCAAUGAGAAAAGACCAGUUCCGAAGAACAUCCCUGCAGAGGUGGCAGCAGCUGCUCUGGCCGACAGGUCCAUUGUAUCGUCCCCCGAGGACCUCACCGAGGACUUUGAGGCUCUGAAACAAGAAGAGCGAUCCAAACCCAAGCCCGAGCCAAUCCAGAAUGAUGUGAUGUCUGGACGUUCACGUUAUACAGAUAUUAAACUUUCUUCCUCCGUUUUCCCUGAUGAGAUAGUCACAUCUCCAGCCUCCGAGAUCAAAUCUGCUUCGCCCAAAUCCCCUGUCAGUCAGGAAGAGGACAACAAAGGCAAAGGCACAUUGGAAGAGGUGGCAGCCACUGAAAAGGACGACACAAGUGACGGCUUUGACAAGAAGUAUGAAGAGGAGAAGAUGGAGAAAUACGACAAGUACCCUGUAAAGGACGACAUGAAAGACAGAUCGAAGAAGAGUGACAGCUCGGAAGAGGAGGACGAUGUGAUUGAAAAAGCAGAACUUGAAGGAACGGAGGAUGACGAGGUCCUGAAAUAUAAAAGUGAGGAGGCGAAAAAGGAAAAACCCGGAAAGGAGUGGGACGCCAAGCCAGCCGAGCAGAAACCUACACCGACCGCAGCCGCGUCCGGGCGAACCGCAGCAGCCUCUGCCUCGGAGCAGUUCUCUUUCGUCCACGACGAGACGAUUCCCGGUUACUCCGAGACUGAACAGACCAUCUCCGACGAAGAGAUCCACGAGGAACCGGAGGACAGGAUCCCACAGCUGCGCUAUGAUGUCGGCUCCUAUGACAUCUCCGUUCCCGAUGUGCCCGGUAGCUUUGACUCCGUGCACGGCAUCAAGGAGCUGAAGAGCUCCAUGGAUUUCAAACCGAGAGCAUUCAUGGGAGGUCACGAGCCCGAGCUGGCACCGUACCCUGCCAUCCUCGCCGCUCCUUUGGCAGAGGAAGAGCACAUCUCCUCUGCAACAUCCAUCACGGAAUAUGACAAACUGUCAUCUUUUGCCACGUCUGUAGCUGAGGACCAGUCAAUAGCCUCAGUGACGGCCCCUCGCACUGAGGAGGCCGGGAGGAACUCUCUCCUGCUCGACACCAUCAACAGCGUCCCGUCUCGUGCAGAGGCCGCCCAAGGAAAAGACUAUCUCCACUCAGCGGGAACCAUCUCACCCACUUCCUCGCUGGAGGAUGACAAAUGCUUCAAGUCUCCCUCCUCUGAGGAGCACCAGCCCAACAUUCCUGAGAUGGAGGGCAAUGCAAAGAUCAAAUCAGUCCACGAAGAAGAAGACGACGAGGAGGACGAAGACGAGGACCAGACUCCGAACGUUGACAUCCCUCUGGGUAAACUGCAAGAGGGCUACGAACAAGCAGCCUCCAAGAUGCUCCAGGAAAAGGAGAAAUCUCCCUCUGCCACCUUUUCUCUUCCUCCCUUCACUACUACGCAGUUCUCCCCCACACAGGCUGUCAAAGACAACCAGGCACUCUUCAGCCCAGAGGGAUUUAAGGCCGGGGCAGAUAUUAAGCCCAUUUCUCCUCCUUCAUCUUUCUCCCCUGGGUUAGAGUCCCACUCCAGGCAGGAGAGCGAGGAAAGAUGUCUGAGUCCAGAUGACAGCACUAUGAGACUGGCCUCACCCACACAGUCUGUGCCAACGAGCAGCGGCUACUCUCCGACAGAAGACAAACCGUUUAAGGCAGAAGACAAAGACGAGGAUGUGACCAACGUUAAAGCCGACGCCCAGAAAACAGACAAAUCGGUCACUGUUCUAGACAACACCUCCUUUGUCGGUCUGCCAGGUGACAAGACGGCCUCCGAAGCAUCUGAAGAGUCCGAUGAAGAUGAUGAAGACGAAGAAGACUAUAGCGACGAAAAGGAUUUAAAGCCUACUGUUACAGCCAAACUAAUGGAGGCAAAGGAAGGGUGCUUCUUGGAUGACGAAGAGGAGGUCAAGGCCUUGGUCAAGACAGAGGUGUCCUUUAGCAAAGAGGCAAAACCAAAACCUCAGGUGGUGUACUCAGAUGAAGACGAAUACGAUAAAGAUGAUGAUGAUGAUGACAUAACUGACACAGUGUCGAAGCAAUUAGCAACAGAUCAAAUCAAAGCAGACUUUAAAAGUGAGAGCGCGGAGGAAACUGAUGAGUCUCUUAAAGAGCCGGAGAAAAGCGUUCAUUUCAGUCUUUAUGAAUUCCCAGAGAAGGAGAGCAAAGAAAAGGCUGCGUACAUAAGACAAGACACCCCCUACGUCCACGGCAAAACGUUCUCUUACAGUGACUUCUACGACAGCAAAACGAGCUCAGUGGAAUCCGAUUCGUUUUGCCAGGAGUCCUUAGAGAAGAUGCAGAAGGACGUUGCCAAGAGUGGAGGGGAUUUGCAGAAACACGAGCCCCCCUCCCCGGUCUCAUCCAUGGAAAAGAUGUUAGAGAAAGAGGGAUUUACUGCCUCGCAAGGAAAAGAGUCCUCCACGCCAUCGUGGCUCGACUGCAAGAGCACUUCUGCUUCACCCCCAUUUGAAAAAGAGGACAAAGAAAAGGAGACAUUUGAAUACAACACAGGCAGCCGAUUCCCUUCAGUGGCAGACAGACCUGAGGCCCUGUCCACCUCUUUAUCAUCAGACAAAGACUCUGUUGCUUUCAAAGGUCCAACUGACACCACAAAGCCCCAGACGUUCGCCUCAAAGGAAGCUUAUGAUGAAGGCAAACCUGGUCCCACAGGCUUCAGCGAGAGAGGAGGGUGUUUGGAGGUUGAUAUGCGAAAACUAACAGCAAGGGAUGAGGAGGACUACGAUGAUGAUGAAGUAGUUGAUGAGUAUGAUGAUGAGGAGGAGGACGACGACGACGACGACGAAGAGGAGGAGGAGGAGGAUGAAGGUGCUAUAGAUUCUGAUAUGGAGAAAGGUGCCAAAGAGAAGUCAGAGAAGGAAGCAAAAAGUCCAAUCAGUGAAAUGUUCGGCUCCAAUAGGCCUGAAUUCAUGGUUUCCAUGGCUGGCUAUGGCUACAACAGUCAAGGGAAGCCCAGUAUGAACGAAAGCAGCUCCAGCUCUCUUACCAAAGCUGAAGACAAAGCUGUGGUAGACUCCUCAUCCUUCAGUGGAAAGCCAACUGAUUUAGGGACUACCGGUUUUUCGGGCUACUCCUCAGGGUUUGAUUACUCAUAUGGAUGUGGCGAGAAAGACUCAUUUUCAUCAAGUCAGACCACAGACAAGGGAAAAGACGAUUUCAAAAUGGAGUCAAAGGAGGACGGCUAUUACCAGAGUGACACCGCUGAUUCUGAUUUUGAGAAACAGAAGACACCGGACCUUCUGAGUAAGAGAUCACUGGACACGAGCUUUCAGUACACAACCACCGCCGCCCCUGGGUACUCCUCCUCCUCCGCCUAUAGCUACUCAUCCUCCACCUCCGGCUCGCUGUCCACCAGCCGUCAGUUCGGAGAGGAGCUGGAGACACCCGCUUCUGCCGAGCCCCUCUUCGAGUACUCCUCUUUUAAAGAUGAACACUCGCUGGUCAUGGAUUCUCCCUUCUCCAGCUCCGCUGGCGCCAAGGACGACUAUCUGGAAGUGUCCGAGAAACAAAUCACAGCUACGACCACGGCCGAGUCCACCUCCAGUUUGGCUCGCUUCUCACCCCUCAGCCCGUUCGAGGAAGUCAAACCUUUCAGCACGCUCUCGUCCACUGGCUUUGCUGAGGACAAGAAGGAGCACACAACCGCAUUAGGUGGCGUCAUGGACAAAGGUCCUCAAUCUGACUGUUUCUAUAAGCCUGAAUGGUCUGACGGGUCAAAGCUGGAUACAGCUGUCGGGUAUGGGGCGUCAGCAGGGCCGUUCUCUCAACAAGAGCUCUCCAAGGAUAAAGAGGCAGCCAGCGCUGCUCUGUUUGGUGUCACUUCCUCACCACGCCCAGACAAAGAAGGAAAGCAUUACUUCGAGGAGACCGACAGCAGUGAAGAAGAGGAUGAGGAGGCCUACAUGCGUGAGAUAACUCGGAGGUCACCCUCCAGUGGCCUGGCCGGGAGUCUCCCCUUUUCUGACAAGCCAGUUGCUCCAGCUGCCACUGAAAAGACAGCUGGUGCACUCCCUGAUGUUCUCGGCUCCUACAUGUCGUCACCUCUCCAGGCGAGCAAGCCAGAAACAGCCAACGGCCCCACGGAGGUCACUACAAGCCCCACCCUCCCUGCUGGUGCAGCAGCCAGUGGUGCGGCUCCAGGCCCGCCCAAGGUAGAGUCCAGGGAGGGAGCGGCAGGUUACAGGAGCGCCUAUGAGUGGGAGAUGCCAAAGCCCCAGAUGGGGAUGGUGCCUGGAGACUCCCCUCCCCAUUAUCGUCACGAUGACGAGUUUGAAGAGGAGUGUGAGAUGGAGCCGGAGCACCCUGCCCGCCCACUUUCACUCUCCUCAACGGACCAGCCGUUCCACUCACCCUUCUACUCUGAGGAGUGCAGCCGAGGAGGGCAGGAUGAGGACGAUGACAGCGAUCAGGAUUUCGCCGGUGAUGCACCCAUGGGAGCCACCUCCUCUUACACCAGCCGCACCUCUCCCGGAUAUUCCUCCUCCGAGUACAGGCAGCGCAAAGAGGACCUCUCGCCUUCCUUCAUCAACCCCUGUAUGCGCCGGUUAUCCAGCGAUGAGGAUGACGAGGAGGAGGGACGCAGGAGCGACCAAUCGCAGGAGGGCAAUGACCACGAUCUGUCAGUCAAGCGACGGGCUCACAAACAGCCUCAUCCUCACCAGUCUCACAGCAGUUCUCUGCACCAACCCGGUGGCAUGUCGGCGGGUCUGGGUCUGGCCACAGAGGACACACCACCCACCUCCGUCAGCGAGUCUAUUGGUUCUCAGUCAGACUCUGAUGGGCCUCCGGGGGAGGAAUACCCCUCAGCCACUGGUGAAGGCCACAUGGACUCGGAUGAGGACGCAGACUACAUGCCCAUCGAUAAAAUAUCUGCCACAGGAAGCGGCCAUCCCUCCUCAAGGAUGAGCCAUGACCCUCCUCCCGCUCCCAUCGUGGACCCUCACCCUCAUCCCCCACGCCCAGACGUUUGCAUGGUGGAUCCCGACACUUUGGAUAACGGGUCAGUUAAGAAAGAGCCAAAAGCAAAGGGCUUGAAGAAAUCCUCCGGGAAAACCAAAUCGUCAUCGCCAGCGAGGCGCAAGAGGUCUCCCAUGCCUGUCAAACAGACGCAGUCCCCUCGCAGUGCCUCGCUGAAGAAGAAGGAGGCGGACAAGAGCUCACGUAUGUCUCGUCUGUCGGACGGACAAGGCUCCAAAGAUGACGACGUCUCCCGGUCGAGCUUCAACCCUGGCAAAGGGCUGACCAACGGGGUCAAGAGCAGUUCAGGUUCCCAGAAGUCCAGCUCUGCAGGUGCUCCUGGCCUUCCCAUUUAUGUAGACCUGGCCUACAUUCCCAAUCACUGUAGUGCCAAGAACGUGGACCAAGAGUUUUUCAAACGCAUCCGCUCUGCGUACUACGUGGUCAGCGGGAACGACGCCGCAGGUGGCGAACCAGGCCGAGGCGUCCUCGAUGCACUGCUGGACGGCAAAGCUCAGUGGGGAUCAAACCUGCAGGUGACGCUGAUCCCCACCCACGACACGGAGGUGACCCGCGACUGGUACCAGCAGACGCACGAGAGGCAGCAGGAGCUCAACAUCAUGGUCCUGGCCUCCAGCAGCACCGUCGUCAUGCAGGAUGAGUCCUUCCCCGCCUGCAAGAUCGAGUUUUAAGAUCCUCGUUGCCUCCCUCCGCCCUCCUCCUGGCCUCCCCCAGUGUAGAUGUGUUUUGAAUUGCUCUUCCCUGUAAUAGCCCGAUAUACAAAUCCGUCUCUGCUUCGGGAGUUUGCGCGAUCGUUUUGCCGAAAGCAGAAACGGAUAUGGAUAACUUGUCUAUUUUUUUCUAGAUUUUUAUUCAUUUAUACGCUUGUUGUGGCUCUCGCCAUUUGUAUUACAAGCGUAGUUUUCUGACUGUUUGUCCUCCACUACAUUAUUAUUAUUAUUAUUAUUAUUAUUCAAUCACAUGAAAGGAACAAGUACAGUGUUCCUGUCAUUUAACCAGUUUUUUCCCCAACCCGUGUGAAACAGUGGCUUCUUUCUUUUAUUAGCGGAGACGACAUGUCCUUUGUAUUGUUUAGAAAAGAAGAAGAGGGGAACAAGCGGUUCCUCCAGAUUGUGUCACACAGGAAACCAUUUGUAGGCUGAUGCUUUGCUCGUCUUCUAAUUGGCAUAAAUCAAAGCACAAGUCGGCGGAAGCUCAAAGCCAGCAACAAAGUCUUUCACAAUACAACCCAUCGAUCGCCGAUUGUAAAUGUGACUUAACUUUCCCCCUCGUCUCCCUCUCCGUGUCUUUUGAACGAUGACGGUCGCAGUGUUGGACUUUGUGCCUCCUACUGACAUAGCGAGAUAGAAAAUGUCCUUUCAAUACGUCUUUUGGAGUAGAUAGGCAAGACCGUACUCGAAAAUCUGUACCGUAGUGAAAUUAGAUAUUUCUACAGUUUGAAAAAUCAAUCGUGCCGAUGUACGAAUUUCUCCGUGGCUGUUAUUCCUUAACGGUGACUUUGACGAAUACGUUUUCGCUCUCUAAUUGUUGCUGUCGUCUUCGAUGUGUUCUAUCAGUGUCAUUUCCAGCGUCGUGAGGAGAGAUGCGGACCGAGUUUUUAAUCUUUCCAUGCGGAACAUCGCUCUCGUGCGAAGCUCAUCAGGAAGAAGAAGAAAGUCGACACAACUCGCAUCAGUUGUUGCGUCUAGAAAAGACCUUUUAUUCAAAGAGCUGUAUCGGAGGACGAAGAAUGUAUUCCACCGCAGCAACAGGGACAUGUGGUUGCGAGGAGGGCGAAGAGGCCGUGGGGCUGUAGACGUCGUUGGACUGUCACCCACAUGUGCCUUUGUGUCCUGCUGUGCCCGAGGGGGAACGGAAGUGUAGUGUAGUUGUGACGGAGACGUGAGGUCACGAUAGUGUCGGCCGGGCCGCUCUCCUCCGAGUUGGACAUGUUGAGUGUAAAAUGGCACUUUUAAAGAGCACCGACUCAGUAUUUCAGCCGCCGUCGUGACAUUUUAGAUUUCCCGGAGCCGCCACUCGAAGAAGCACAAGGAGCAAACGCGUGCGCGUGAAACCUGAAGCAGUUUUUCAGAUUUAGCAACAUAAAAAAGGGCGAUUACGGUGUUUUUCCUCUUUUAUUUUAAUUUGCGAGAACAAGUUUCGUCUUGAGUUUGCCAAGUUGUUUCUUUUUAGCCACAAUCACCUCAACUCGAUGCCUCACCGUUUUUUUCUUUUCAUUCAGUGGUGGUGAAUCAGUGGAUGUUUUUAAAUGACACUUUAUUAACUCAAUGUGACAUAUUUAGACGUGUUUUAAUUUGAUAUCGCCAAUUUUUUAUAUUUUGAUAGGUUUUCAGGAAUUUAAUAGAUUUUAACCGGGAACAAAAACCAACUCUGGAACAAACGACCGGACCAACAAACCUCACUGGGGGUUUGCAAUUUUAUGAUCCACAGUGAGAAAAAAAGAAUUCCUCUGUAUGAUACAUUAUUUAACUCCACGUAUCUAGAGAUGCAUGAACAGCGGAUGCACGUACGAUGGCUCUUUGAAAUAAAACAGAAAGGGGUGAGCAGAGGGCUGCAGACCUCAGCCGCUCCAGCUGAUUUGAAUGUGAAGAUGCAGAUUUACCUUUACGUUCUCCGCGAUGGAGAGCGACGAUCUCCUGGUUGCCUUGGUUACUGUGCAUCAUGUGGUACAUCUGCUCACAGCAACAACCUUACAGCAGGGGAGAAGCACGUGAAGAGAGUUUAAAUACCACGGGCAGUUUCUUUCUGCGGACGCUGUUUGACGAACGUCGACGUUCCCGUCUGCGGGACUAACAAGCUCCAGUGUCCGGUGUCGAGUGGAGGUUCCUCAUUCCUGUCGAAUUCAAAACAAGAUGCAUUAACAGCUGAUUUGCUGAACUGUGACGUCAGCGCUUUCCUGUACAAUACUGCAAAGGCUAAAUAUUAAGAUAAUACCAAUAUCAAUCACUACUCACAAAUGAACAACAGACUAUUCAAAACCCAAACUGCCAGACGUGAGUCAAACACAUUUCUAUCCAUAGCAACCUUCCUAUUAUUCACACUCUUUUCCAGACAAACUUAAUAUACACACUCUCACAUAACUGCUGCAUUUUCGUAUCGUAAAAAGAAAAAAGGAAAUGUCCGUGGCCGUGAAGCAGCGAAUCAUCCUUCAGGCCGUGGGGUUUCCAGCGAGCCCUGCUUGUGUGCGUGCAUGUGAACCUUUUGAAUUCUGCUGUAAUGUAAUAGCUUGAACAGACUUAAAAACAUAUAGAAUUGCUAUUUUAAAAAGAUGUAUAUUGCAGGAGCGGAGCAGUGCGGUACGGCGGAGGCCCGUGUAACCGGGCUGCGCUGUAAAGAAACGCCCCGUCGUGAUGGGUUUUUGGUUUUUUUUUCGUUUCCUCUCCUUUUCUGCUUCAUGGUUCUACUUUUCAUCUCUUGUUUCCGGUGCAAUAUUCUCUUCAUCGCUCUCCGUAAACGCUUAAAAAGGUAAAAUAGAAAACAGAUGUAUUGUUAAAAAGGAAGAAAAAAAAAAUUGAGUUGUGGCGAAGUCGACCAAAUAAAAAUCAUUUACUGAAGAAAA
Molecule: messenger RNA, 10819 nt
Organism: Scophthalmus maximus (turbot)
Lineage: Eukaryota; Metazoa; Chordata; Actinopteri; Pleuronectiformes; Scophthalmidae
Gene: map1aa
Product: microtubule-associated protein 1Aa
Exons: 7
Coding region: 33-7931 (2632 amino acids)
Biological process (GO): regulation of microtubule depolymerization; microtubule cytoskeleton organization; dendrite development
Cellular component (GO): synapse; dendrite; neuronal cell body
Molecular function (GO): microtubule binding; actin binding
Source: RefSeq, a predicted model, not a curated record